Messenger RNA from Electrophorus electricus (electric eel), 2455 nucleotides. NCBI's taxonomy places the organism in Eukaryota, Metazoa, Chordata, Actinopteri, Gymnotiformes, Gymnotidae. The record is from RefSeq and is a predicted model, not a curated record.
UGGGCGAGCAUGGCAAAGGCAAAGACAUUGUUUAAACUCAAACUCAGCGCUGAAGCACCUCAACGUGGCUCGGCUCUUAUUCUCUCCUGUCACUUGUGUCCUGAAACCAGUGCUGUUGCCAUGGAGAUCAGAUGGUUUAAGGGGACAGAAUGUAUUUGCCUGUAUAAGCAUGGACAGGUGACAGAGGGGAGUGGCUACAAGGACAGAGUGAGUCUGUUCACCUGGGAGCUGGAGAGAGGAAUUGUGUCCUUAAAGCUGAAGCAAAGCAGAAGUUCAGAUGCAGGCAUUUACCUGUGUCAGGUCACCAAGGAUCACAGGGCAGAGAUUACACUAAGAUUAUGCUGGAAUCAUAAACUUCAAGCCAUUAUACGCCAGUGGAACAUGAAAUGGACAGAAGAAGAGAGAAGGCAAAUGGACAUGUCUGUUCUGAAGACAGAAAUUUGGAUAGCAGAAAUAAGAUACCAAGAAGAAAAACUUGAGGAAGCCCUUCAGGUGAAGAACUUGGAAUUAAAUGAUAAAGAAGAAAAAAAGGAGGAGCAUUCAAAUACUGCAUGUAAAGAGAGUUUGUCAAUCAGUACAAGAACCAAAAGGAGGAACACAAGUAUCAGUGUGGAACACCCUCUAAAGAAUUCUCCACUGCCUGAUCUCAGGCUGGUGCUGCUGGGGAGGACUGGGUCUGGGAAAAGUGAAGCAGGAAACAUCAUCCUUGACAGAGAGGAGAGGAACCAGGCUGGUACAUCUGCAGUGACCCAGCAGAGUGAGAGCAGACAGAGGAGGGUGAAUGAGAGGAAGGUGACUGUGGUGGACACUCCUGACUGGUUCUGCCCUGAACUCUCUCUGGAGGAGGUGAGACAAGAUGUGGAACGCUGUGUCCGUCUGUCUGCCCCAGGACCCCACGCCUUCCUCCUAGUCAUACCAGCGAAACAGUCGGCAGGAGAAAUUAGAUACAUUCUGGAAAAAAUGGAGGAGAUUUUUGGAGAGAGGUGUUGGUGGUUUACCAUGGUUCUUUUUACUGUUUUUGGUGAGCUACAAGAUGACAUCUUAGAAGAGCUUUUUGCAGGAAGCCCAGAGGUAAUGGGACUAGUAGAGAAAUCUGGAAACAGGUUUCACAUGCUAAACAUUAUGGAAAAUGGGAAUAAAGUUCGGGUCCUCCGGUUGCUGGAGAAAAUAGAUGAGAUGUUGAUAGCGAACAAUAAUCGAUUUUACAGCAAUGAAGUCUACCUCCAAACAAUGUGUCGGGUUAGGGAGCUGGAGAAAAAAUGUGCAGAACGGAGAGGGCAAACAAAAAGGAGAGAGGAAAGAAAAGCUAAAGAGAAACUGGAGAGAGGUUUACAGGAGAGCUUGAGCAGGUUUACAGAAUCAGCUGAUAAAUGCCAUGCACAAAUAAAUCAACAUGAAGAUGAAAUAAGUAAACUUGAGGGAAUGAUAACAGAGGAACAAGAUGAGAAAAGAAAGCUAACACUAGACAGAGAGCUGGAGAAGGAAAUUCAGCAGAAGAAGGAAGUUCACUUGGAGCUAGAGAGGCUGAAAGAGGAGUGCGCAAAACACAGGAGAGAGACUGAAGAAAAGUUCAACCUGGAAAUGGAAAAGCUUAGGGAGCUGUAUGAAGGAGAGGCCAUGAUGGAGGCAGAGAGAAGCCUCCUGAAGAUCAUCCUACCUGAACUCCAGCAGAGUGUUUGGGCCCACAUGGAAAAGAAAUGAUGCUGAGGCUUGGAAUUAGUUUGAUUAUAAAAGACAGAGAUUUUAUUCUUUUUUAUACAAUAAUACUGUUGUAAUAAUUCCACUUUCAAAACUCUUUCAGUGAACUGUGCUUUACUGUGUUUGUUUCCAUUGGAAUAGCCAAGUACGCUUAUUCAGUUCUAAAGUGGACAUUGGUUCCAUCACACCCUUAGCUCUGCACCUGGUUGUAUCAUUGCCAGCCUCCUCACCUCACCUCACCUCCACUUAAUCAGACACUCCUGGCUUUCCAUUCAAUUUUGUUUUGGAUGGGAACCCCAUUGUACCUCUAUUUGCAUUUCAACUUUAUUAUUGUAGUUUUCAAGCUUUAUCAGACAUGUUUGAUAUGUUUGUGUUGUGCCCACCCAAGUUAACUGAGGAUUGAUUUAGUGAUUUCUUUACUUUUUAUUAUAAAUUUUAAAAAUUAAUUAAUUAAUUAAUCAAUUUAUUUAUUUAUUUAUAUUAAUUAUUUUUGGCAGCCAUUCACAGUUGAAUCCCCCCAUUGGUUUUAAUGUAUUUGAACAAGUUUUGUCAAGAGAAGAUGAGGUUUGUUUAGAGGUUUCUAGUAUGCAACUAGUCAAUUAUUUUAUGUUCUCUUCCUGCUUUUCUGCAUUUAGUUUGACAUCAUUAUUUGCCUAUAAUCUUCCCUAUCUACAUUCCUGUACUCCAACUUUGCAUUGUCUCUAGAAACCUGUUCACUUUUUUCUUUGUACUGUUUGAUUAUUUUUUAAAUACAUCA